Sclerotinia sclerotiorum 1980 UF-70 is the source of this 504-nucleotide messenger RNA. RefSeq lists its product as hypothetical. Bases 1 to 504 code for a protein of 167 amino acids. The transcript is spliced from 3 exons. Lineage: Eukaryota; Fungi; Ascomycota; Leotiomycetes; Helotiales; Sclerotiniaceae. The record is from RefSeq and is a predicted model, not a curated record.
AUGAGCCAUUACCAGAAAGGGCUCAAGCCUGAAGUCAGGCUAGAACUGGAUCGUAAUUGCACUUGGGAAGACCUAAACGAGUUAAUCGAGGAAUCUAUUAAGGCGGAUGAGAUGCUCUACGAGUAUCAGAAGGAACGCCGAUCUUCCAAUGUUCAUGGAAACCGAGAUCGUGGAGUAAAUUAUGAUAUUAUCAAAGAUAUCAUAAAGACAGAAUACUCAACGGAUGCUAUAGCCAAGAGAAUCCUAGCUAUCCCAGACAAUCCAGAACGAGGAUUCACCAUCGAAGAUGGAUUCAUCCAUUUUCAUGGCAAGCUUUAUAUAUCCUUCAAUCUAGUUAAGGAUUAUGUCAUGGAACAAUAUGAACUUCCAGCUUAUAGGCAUCAAGGUAUUGCAAGAACCUUUGCUAGAAUAAGGAGAGAAGUCUACUUUCCAAAGAUGAGGACUAUAGUUGAGAAUAUAAUUGGGAACUACAACACUUGUAUAAGAAAUAAAGCCGCCUAUUAG